AUGAAUUCGGUUUAUCACAUAUUCGUUCGUCGUUUAUCAACACAACAAAAACAUUACAAAUUAGUUAUUAUUGGUGCUGGUUGUGGUGGUUUGGCAUGUGCAUCGAAAUUUGCAAAAAAAUUGUCCAAAGAUCAAAUCGCCAUUAUUGAUAAAAACGACACGCAUGUUUAUCAACCAGGUUGGACAUUAGCGGGUGCUGGAUUAAAGACUCCGGAUGAACUUGAAAAGCCACAGUCACAGUGCAUUCCAACGAACACAACUUGGAUUCAAUCGAAUGCAAAUCAAAUCGAACCGGAAAAGAAUUUUGUUCAAUUAGAAAAUGGCAGCAAAAUUUCAUAUGAUUAUCUAAUCGUUGCUUCCGGUAUUCAAACGCGACUUGAUAAAAUCAAAGGAGCCAUUGAAGCAUUAGACAAUCAUCCUCAACAUGUUGUUAGCAUGUACUCAAGAAAAUACGUUCGUAAUGUUUAUAAUACACUGAAUCAUUUUCGCGGUGGUCAAGCGAUAUUUACAUUUCCUUCGACUCCGAUUAAAUGUCCUGGCGCACCACAAAAGAUAAUGUAUCUUGCUGAUGACAUAUUUCGAAGAAACAAUGUUCGCGACAAAACAACAAUUUCUUAUAAUACAGCAUUACCAGUUAUUUUUGGUGUGAAGAAAUACGCAGCAGCGUUAAUGGAAAUUGUCAAGGCCAAAAAUAUUCAAUUAAAUACGCGAUUAAAUCUCGUAGAAGUAUGUGCUGACAAGAAAGAAGCUAUUUUUGAAAAUCUGGAUCAACCUGGCACAAUGAAAACCUUUAAAUAUGAUCUGUUGCAUAUUGCCGCACCGAUGACACCGUACGAAUUCUUAGCUAAAUCUUCAUUAGCUGAUGCAAAUGGUUUUGUCGAUGUAAUCAAAGAAACAUUACAACAUAAGAAAUUCUCCAAUGUUUUCGCUAUUGGAGAUUGUACAAAUCUUCCGACUAGUAAAACCGCUGCAGCUAUUGCUGCAUCGAAUUCGAUUCUAGUUCGAAAUUUAACAAAUAUCAUGGAAGGAAAAUCUGAUGCUGUUCCAAAAUACGAUGGAUAUACAAGUUGUCCACUUGUAACUGGUUUCAAUAAAUGCAUUCUCGCUGAAUUCGAUUUUGAUGGUCAACCAUUGGAAACACUACCGAUCAAUCAAGCAAAAGAACGUUUCUUGUCAUACAUAAUGAAGAAGGAUAUGAUGCCAAAUUUGUAUUGGAAUAUGUUAAUUAGAGGUACAUGGAACGGACCAGCAGUAUUCAGAAAAUUGUUUCAUCUUGGGAUGUCUAAAUGA
Messenger RNA from Adineta ricciae, 1290 nucleotides. The record is from the annotation of a GenBank genome assembly. NCBI's taxonomy places the organism in Eukaryota, Metazoa, Rotifera, Eurotatoria, Adinetida, Adinetidae.